CACACCUUCAUUCUCUUUCUCUCUCUGUUUCUCUCUCAUCGCCACAAUGAGGAGGUGCGCGGCUCUGCUCCGGCGAUCGUGGACCUCGAGUGGCCGCACGGGAGCCGGUGGCCUCUCUCCACGGCCCCAGUUCCCCCUCCCUCUCCCGGGUCAUGCCGACGCCGCAUGCAGAGCCGUCGCUCCCAAGGCCGCCGCCGCCGCCGCCUUCGCCGCGCUCUCUCUUCCCCGGACCUUCUCCUCCGCUUCGUCUCCUUCUCCGGGUUCGUCGAAGAUGCACCUUAUCAAGUCAGAAGAGCAGUUUGAUGGCGUACUUGCCAAGAUCCGAGAUGAGUCUUCGCCAGCAAUUUUGUACUUCACUGCGGCAUGGUGUGGUCCUUGCAGACUCAUGUCCCCUGCCAUUGAAGCAUUGAAUGAGAAGUACCCUCACGUGACUACGUAUAAAAUUGACAUUGAUCAGGAGGGCAUUCAAGACAAAUUGAUGGAGCUGAGGAUAGACUCUGUGCCGAGACUUCAUUUCUUCAGCAAGGGACAAAAGGUAGAUGAAAUCGUGGGGGCAGACAUCGAAAGUUUGGAGCAUACAAUGGAUAGGCUAUAUAAGUGAUUCUCUUAUGGCCUUUGUGCCAUACGGAUUUGUUUGUGCAUAUGAGCCGAUAUAACUGCUCCUACCUAUGAGCCUUAGUGGCUGCCGACCCUGCAUAGGAGGGCAUUACCUUGUGCAGAGUUUGUCAGGUGAUGGCCAUAUAUUUCUGUCUGUGUUGGUCCUGAGACUUUUCGGACUUCUUGUUGUCAUGUUUUCUGUUGGUCAGGGGUAGGAAGUGUGAUUUAACACAUGUUUUCUCUUUGAAAGCCUCCAAUCAAAUAUUUGGAACUA
Molecule: messenger RNA, 871 nt
Organism: Eucalyptus grandis
Lineage: Eukaryota; Viridiplantae; Streptophyta; Magnoliopsida; Myrtales; Myrtaceae
Product: thioredoxin O2, mitochondrial
Exons: 6
Coding region: 47-601 (184 amino acids)
Source: RefSeq, a predicted model, not a curated record